UUUUUUAUUUUAUACAAUGUGGAUAAACUGACUUUUUCUCAUAUUUAUGUGAACAACUCGGAUUUUUUGUAUUCAAUUGAAAAAGCAGACUUGCAAUUGGCGAGGUUUGAAUGUAUUUGACUUCGUCACAUGGCAGCUCGCAUAUCUGUCAAGUCAGAAACGUAAACAAACACGGACAACCGCCCGUAAAGAUUGUGUGCAGAAUAAUCGUAAAAUUUUAUGUGAAAACUCGGGAAAAGGAAAAACAUCAUUUCAUCCCGAAAUUUGGCAACAUUCGCCCGAGUAUGAUCGAGCAGCUGUGUGUGUGUAUGCCGACGAAAUACGACGCCGUUUCUACAACAAUCACUAAAGCCGGCUGUGAUCGUGAUCGGCACAUUCUCAACUGGACCAACACACCGGUCGUUGUGUAUCUUUAAGCAAACCAACGUUGCCAUACACCACAAAAUAGCAUGGAAAGGAAAGUAUUAUAAAGUAAUGUCAUAUUUGAAAGCAUUCUAAUCUUUCAUUGUUAUUUUUCCACUGCAAACAGGACAUUGGAUCAUCGCAUCGACAAAUGGUUUUUAUGUGCAAGUGUUGUUAAGAAGUGUGUUGUACGGUGUAUUACGUGUUUUACUUUAUUUGUAUCGCUUUGCAAGUGGUACAAUUAGUGCGUUUAAUCGUUGUAAUACAGCUAACAUAAGAUUUACCCGAGCAUUAGAAGCGGCAACAAUACAUGUGCCUGACGCAGAGACAACAACGCCGUCGGCAUCCGUUGAUACCAUCCAAAGUGAUGGUUGAAAUCGUAUAUAAACGUGUAAAACCAUAUAUUGGGGCAUGUAAGUAUUGAAUAAUAGUUAAAUAAAAUACAUUUUAUCGUUGUACUGGACAAUGUGCAUCGAAA
This is a messenger RNA of Anopheles gambiae (African malaria mosquito), 880 nucleotides long. RefSeq lists its product as uncharacterized. The record is from RefSeq and is a predicted model, not a curated record. The coding region runs from base 111 to 416 and encodes 101 amino acids. Lineage: Eukaryota; Metazoa; Arthropoda; Insecta; Diptera; Culicidae. The transcript has 3 exons.